Molecule: messenger RNA, 694 nt
Organism: Medicago truncatula (barrel medic)
Lineage: Eukaryota; Viridiplantae; Streptophyta; Magnoliopsida; Fabales; Fabaceae
Product: gamma-glutamylcyclotransferase 2-2
Exons: 8
Coding region: 1-621 (206 amino acids)
Biological process (GO): glutathione catabolic process
Cellular component (GO): cytoplasm
Molecular function (GO): glutathione specific gamma-glutamylcyclotransferase activity
Source: RefSeq, a predicted model, not a curated record
AUGGUGUUUUGGGUAUUUGGCUAUGGUUCAUUGGUGUGGAACCCAGGAUUUGAAUAUGAUGAGAAAGUUGUUGGUUUUAUUAAAGACUAUCGACGUGUUUUUUAUUUAGCAUGUUUUGAUCAUCGAGGAACACCUGAGUAUCCUGCUAGAACAUGCACGUUGGAACAUAAAAAAGGAGCAAUUUGUUGGGGUGCUGCAUUUUGUGUUCGUGGAGACCCUAAAAAAGAAAAAAUGGUUAUGCAGUAUUUGGAGCGGCGAGAAUGUGAAUAUGAUAAGAAGACUCUUGUAAACUUCUACAAGAAAGGAGAUUCAUUGAAACCUGCUUUCAAAGGAGUAGUUGUAUUCACAUCUACUAAUGACAAAAAAAACAAAUACUACUUAGGACCAGCUCCAUUAGAAGAUAUGGCUAGGCAAAUAGCUACUGCUUGUGGCCCUUGUGGAAACAAUAGAGACUACAUUUUCCUUCUAGAAAAGGCUAUGUAUGAUAUUGGACAUGAGGAUGACAUGGUGAUAGAACUUGCCAAUGAAGUGAGGAAGGUACUUUCAGUUUCGGGAAAUGUACAUCCUAAUGACAAGAAGUUGUUUGGAAGACUUAAGGCUUUACUCAACAUCCUCCAUUAAAACUGCAAAAACAGAUGUGUAAUCCAAAGAUCACACAAUGACCUUUUCCAUGAGCAAUUGAAUGCCAUUUCAU